GAGCUAUCGCUCUGCUUGGCAGCUGGACGCUAGCAAUAGUGCUCUCUGUUCCCAGCCAGCCCGCACGCUCCAGCCUGAGCAACCCCACUGUCCACCAUCGAGAUGGUCGCCCUGCCCACUGCCUGGUGCUCUGUUGCUCUGGCCCUGCUAGUGGCCCUGCACGAAGGCAAGAGCCAGUCUGCUGCCACCUCGGAGGAGCCUCCAGCACCCUCAGCUCGUGCCCGAGGUUCCCACCUGCGGCUACGUCGCUGUUCCUGUAAUUCCUGGCUUGACAAGGAGUGUGUCUAUUUCUGUCACCUGGACAUCAUCUGGGUGAACACUCCCGGACAGACAGCUCCUUACGGCUUGGGAAACCCGCCAAGACGCCAGCGCCGCUCCCUGCCAAGACGUUGCGAGUGCUACAGCACCAGGGACUCCACCUGUGUCACCUUCUGCCAUCAAAAGCCCUGGCCUAAAGCUUCGGCAGUCCCAGGUGAAGGAUCCCUUACAGACUUGCUCUGGACCAGCAAAACACAGACCACUGCAGGAGAGCUUCUCCGAAGGCUGAGGGACAUUUUUGCAGCCAAGCGCAAUUUCACAAGGCAUCAUCAGCAGAAGGCAACAAGGGAUUCCGAAUCCUCACACUCUAGGUGGAGGAAGAGAUAGCGCUAAGAAGCUGGAGGAGCAUUGGCAAGGAAGACUUUGUGGAAACAGGAGGAGAGGACCAUCCCUGGACUUACAAGGGAACUACUGCCUGUUUUCUGGGCCAAGACCCUGGCUCUGGCCCAUUGGGUCCACCUGCUGUGAUUGGAAUAAGCUCUGGCCUCUUUGCUUUGGCAAGGGAGCCUCAUAAAGCUGCUGCUGUCCUCACACAGCCCAGGAAAGCCCGUGGAGCCGCCGUCCAUGCUGACUCCAGGUCCAGGCCCUGCUGGAAGAAACUAUAUGGAGCUGCAUACUAAGCCAGAGGCCUCACCCUGACAUGCCAAUCAUCAGUCAGGUGGGAAGUGUAGGAAUGGACAAAGUGCAAGGGUGCACGCUCAUAGCAAAGCCAGGCCUGGAGGAGGAGUGGGUCUCCCUAUGAGCAGGUGUCCUGACUGCCCCCCCAUCUGCCCCCUCCAGCUCCCCUGCUCCAGAGUCUUUUUACCCUCCCCUGUCCUGGGGACACUCCUGGUGAGAAGGGCCUACUCUGCUUCAUCUAUCUGUAUAUAAUUUAUUUGCUCAAAUUUGAGAAGUCCACUUAUUUAUUUUAAUGUAUUUUUUUAGACUCUCGACUAUUUACCUGCAAAUGUGUGUUUGUAAUAAACAUUGACAUGGUCCUCUGG
Messenger RNA from Erinaceus europaeus (western European hedgehog), 1301 nucleotides. It is a transcript of the gene EDN2, whose product is annotated as endothelin 2. NCBI's taxonomy places the organism in Eukaryota, Metazoa, Chordata, Mammalia, Eulipotyphla, Erinaceidae. Gene Ontology annotation, cellular component: extracellular region. The record is from RefSeq and is a predicted model, not a curated record. Gene Ontology annotation, molecular function: hormone activity; endothelin B receptor binding. The coding region runs from base 103 to 645 and encodes 180 amino acids. The transcript is spliced from 5 exons. Gene Ontology annotation, biological process: intracellular calcium ion homeostasis; vein smooth muscle contraction; regulation of vasoconstriction.